Messenger RNA from Gavia stellata (red-throated loon), 330 nucleotides. RefSeq names its product apolipoprotein A-II-like. Bases 1 to 321 code for a protein of 106 amino acids. The transcript has 2 exons. The record is from RefSeq and is a predicted model, not a curated record. Gene Ontology annotation, biological process: lipid transport; lipoprotein metabolic process. Gene Ontology annotation, molecular function: lipid binding. Gene Ontology annotation, cellular component: extracellular region. Lineage: Eukaryota; Metazoa; Chordata; Aves; Gaviiformes; Gaviidae.
AUGAAGUUGCUGGUGGCCGCCCUGCUGCUGCUCUGCGCCUGCCGCCUCCAGGCUGCCCUGGUAAGGCGCGAGGCCCCGCCCGAGGAGGCCGCCCCGCCGGCCGUCGACGACUUCUUCACCCGCCAUUUCCAGUCCUUCUCCGACUUCAUGACCAAGGACCUGCCCCAGAAGCUGCAGGCGGAGGAGUUGCGCAGCCAGGCCGAGGCCUACCUGGACCGGGCCAACAAGCAGCUGGCGCCGCUGGCCCAGGAGCUGCGGAGCAACUUCUUCGGCCUCUUCUCCUCCCUGCUGGAGCUGGGCAAGGGUGAAGGGCAGGCCUGAGCCGCGCCA